AUGCCAACACAAGAGAUUCGACAGCAAGCACCUCCUGUCACCGUCAUCGCCUCGUCGACGGCGGAAGAGGGUUCGGGCAGUGAUGGCGGGGGGUCUAUUGAGGCCUCAGCCUCCUCUCGGACCCUCUUCCGAGCACAGACAGAGGACGAUUCAUCCGAUCUCCUCCUAGACUGUACCCCCUCCGAUAACGAUACGGAUCUGAUGAAUUUCGAAACUCCAGACCGCCAGUGGUCUAUUGAGGCCUCAGCUUCCUCUCGGACUCUCUUCCAUUAUCAACUCUGAGUGAUGGAACGAAAUUCGUGUUCAACUCUUGAGGGACCUCGGAAGGCGAAUUACAG
Molecule: messenger RNA, 338 nt
Organism: Trichoderma atroviride IMI 206040
Lineage: Eukaryota; Fungi; Ascomycota; Sordariomycetes; Hypocreales; Hypocreaceae
Source: RefSeq, a predicted model, not a curated record